Messenger RNA from Vespa mandarinia (Asian giant hornet), 957 nucleotides. RefSeq names its product Josephin domain containing (gene Josd). Gene Ontology annotation, biological process: protein deubiquitination. Gene Ontology annotation, molecular function: cysteine-type deubiquitinase activity. The record is from RefSeq and is a predicted model, not a curated record. Lineage: Eukaryota; Metazoa; Arthropoda; Insecta; Hymenoptera; Vespidae.
GUUACGAAAUGAGUUGUCAAUGAUUGCGUGAUACUACACUUUAAACUUCAGAUGCACAAUGUUAAAGUAAAAAAUCAGCGCCUUUCUAUGAUUAUUUGUGUUAACACGAAGGUCAACAAAGCACUAUUUUUUCAAAGAACUGUCAAAUGCACAGAGGUUAUAAAUAAAUAAUCCAUCAGUGAUAUUCAACUGAUUAAUUUUUCAUUUAUAUUAUAAAACUUAAUAAAAUUUCCUUGUGGUAUAUCAACGAAAUUAUGUAGUUACGAUGGUGGCAAAUACAGGCAGUGAUAUGACUGGAUCUAUUUACCAUGAAAGACAAGUAAAAGAGCUUUGUGCUCUACAUGCAUUAAAUAAUUUAUUUCAAGAACGAGGUUUUAGACUUGGAAAUUAUGACAUUAAUGUUAUUAUGGCUGCAUUACAACGAAGAGGCCGUGAAGCAGUUUGGUUUGAUAAACGCAAAGAUCCAAAGUGUCUUUGCCUUGACAAAAUUGAAGGUUUUAUAUUAAAUGUUCCAACAGAAUAUAAAUUGGGUUUUGUGUUACUCCCAUUGAAAAGACGCCACUGGAUUGCCUUGAAAAAAAUUCAUGGUGCCUUUUAUAAUUUAGAUUCAAAGUUAGAUACACCACAACUUAUAGGAAAAGAUAAUGAAUUACUUAUAUAUCUCAAGGACCAAAUAGACAGUAAGGAAAAGGAAUUAUUUCUUGUUGUCUCUAGAGAAAUAGAUAAUAAUCAAGGAUGGUUAAUGGAACCAUAUGAAAUUAAAGAAGAUAAUAAUACUGAUCAUGAUUCAAUCAGGUAUAUUGAAGAUGGUUAUCCAUCAGAUAUAGAUGUAAAGAAAUCAGAAUCUAAAGAAAUGAAUGAAAAUGAGGAAUUAAUAUGUAAUAAAAAUACUAGAUAAUUUUUACUCAAUAUUAAAAGUGUGAUAUUAUUGAGAAAUAUAAUUUAUGAAGGAUGGAA